This is a messenger RNA of Mycetomoellerius zeteki, 1967 nucleotides long. Its product is annotated as neuromodulin. NCBI's taxonomy places the organism in Eukaryota, Metazoa, Arthropoda, Insecta, Hymenoptera, Formicidae. The coding region runs from base 1207 to 1593 and encodes 128 amino acids. Gene Ontology annotation, molecular function: calmodulin binding. The record is from RefSeq and is a predicted model, not a curated record. The transcript is spliced from 2 exons.
UCGAAUUGCUCCCGAACUGCAUUCUUUCUCCAGUCUUCUCGUAAAGCGAUAUAAAAUCCAGCACGUUCGCGUUUUUAGCUUCAUUUAAAAGCGCGCGAAGGCCGUCCCACAGCUAUCGGGUGAUCGGCGCUCACCCUCUGCCAACUUUGUACGAAAUUAACCCAUCCUCGGAUGCGUGAAAUAAGACAUGAAGGUGAUCGACGGUUCGGAGAAACCGAACGGGCCUCUUUCGCCGGUGGAUUAUCAUCGCAGAACGCAUGCGUGAUAGAUCCAUCCUUCGAGGCGGAUAAACCGCGCUCGCUGAGCUAACGUGCGCCUCUUUGUCGUGCGUUCGUUGCGCGUCAGUUUCCCAUUCCGCUUCUUGCUAGGAGGACGCGCGAUAAGGAGAUCGCGGAAGUGAGCGCAAAAGUGUUCUGCGAUCGUAUCUUUUUUUUCGUGAGAUAAAAUUCCCGCUCCCCAGAGAAUCGGGAAGAUCUUGCUCCGCCUACUCUCUCGGCCCGAUAUUUAUAAACCAUCGGAGAACAUCGAUACGAUAUUUAUAAAUCAUCGGAGAACAUCGAUCCGAAUUUCACUGAAGACUUUCAUAAUUAUUUUUUGCGAUUCACUUCGCAAACGUUUAAUCGCGAUUGAUAUUGGGGUUUCCCAGAAGAUCCCUGAAAUAACAGGGGGAAUCUGGUUUUCUUCCUGAAGAAAAUUUUUACUGAGAAGAAAGCCGCUCUUUUUUUUGCCAUCGAUAUAUUUAUAGUUGAUCGAAGAUAUCCUGAAGUGGUUAUCGGUCUUAUUUCUGCUGGUGGAGUUAUAAAUAAAAUUAAGGAAUUAUCUUAUCUACAAGAUUACCUCGCUUCCGUUUUGAAACAAAUCUUUAAAUAUAUCUUACGAAUCUUUAUCUCUCUUUAUUGUUUUUCGUUCGGAAUACCAUUCCGAUAAAUCGCCAGGGGAACUUUCGAAUGAAUCUGUUCUCUCGGGAAUGAUCUUUACAAAUAAUCAAAAAUAACUUGAAUUGUUUUCGCUCUUGGAUCGAUCUUUGUAAAUAAGCUGUGAAGGUACACGAAUCUCUCCGGAAACGAUCUUUGUAAGCAAUCCGGGAAAACGCCAAAUUUCUGCGGAGUCGGUCUUCGUGAAACACCUUGGAGAACUCGGAAUUUUACGGACGGACUUUAACGACCGAGACACGGAGCUUCGCGUAACCGGCUUAGAACUCCGUUCAUGUCGCAGACUUCGAAGGAGGACGCCGACGCGAUGAAGGCUAACACGGCGGCGACGAAGAUCCAGGCCAAUUUCCGCGGAUAUCGCGUGCGCAAGCAGCUGAAGGAAUCCACGCAGCGUCGUCGUCAACAGCAGAAUCAGCAGGACUUGAAGCGGGAUCGGCAGCAGCAGCAACAACAGGAACGUAUGAAGCCGAAGGAGCAUCUGCUGAAGAGACAGAGCACUCGGGAGGCGCUCGAGGAGAAGUCGGCGACGAAGAUCCAGGCGGGCAUUCGCGGUUUCCUGGUGCGAAAGAGGCAGCAGGCCGUUCAGGCCGCGGCAACGAGGAUCCAAGCCGGCUUCCGUGGCUUCAAGACGCGGAAACUGCUGAAGCAAAACGGCCAGUAAGCUGUCCCUUUCUGGUGCGAGAGGCGACGUGGGACGUUGACGUGUGCAAGAGCAUUUUGCGGAUUCCUUUGUAACUCGGACAAGCCCUACAAUUGGAUUGGAGGCGAGAAAGGAAAUGACAAUUUCAAUUAAGUUGAUUACAUUGUACGCUUUUGAGACACUCCGUUUAUCUUUGAACUAACUUUGUUAAUCCUGUUGGAAACUAUCUCGGGAAUUGAUCGAUAAUUAGUGGAACGUUGCUUUACGACAAUAUAUCAUUAUUCUUAUUUUCUUAUUUCGAUUUUUUCCAUAAUAACUUUUAUAUGAGAACGAUGGCAAUUAAUAAUAAUAACGAAGAAAGAAGUAAUGGUCAAAGACAUCGUGCCUCGAAGGAA